Prunus armeniaca (apricot) is the source of this 1062-nucleotide messenger RNA. The record is from the annotation of a GenBank genome assembly. Lineage: Eukaryota; Viridiplantae; Streptophyta; Magnoliopsida; Rosales; Rosaceae.
AUGCUUUUCCUCAGACCCGUUUCUGUGCUUCUCUUCCUCGUCUCUUUCAUUCCCUUUCCCACAAAUGCAAUCCGAUCGUUUCCCGACGCACAAACACAAAUGGGUCUGCGAUUCUCAGAGGCGCCUGAAUACACAAACGGAUUGAGCUGCCCUGUUCUGGGUCUGAAUUUGAAGAGCUUGGCAUUGGCUUGCGAUCCCUCGCUUGUUCACGUCGCGAUGACCAUUGAUUCAGAGUACUUGAGAGGCACCAUGGCUGCAGUUCACUCUGUUCUCAAGCACGCUUCUUGCCCAGAAAACACCUUCUUCCACUUCAUCGCCUCAGAUUCAAGUUUGGUCAAUUUACAGGACCUCACUCGCAUUGUCCAAUCCACCUUCCCUUCCCUGAGUUUCAGAGUUUAUGUUUUCAGGGAAAGACUCGUCAACAAUCUGAUUUCGUCUUCGAUUCGAAAAGCUCUCGACAACCCAUUGAACUACGCGAGAAGCUACUUAGCUGACUUGCUCGACCCCUGUGUGGAGAGAGUGAUUUAUCUCGACUCUGAUGUCAUAGCUGUGGAUGAUGUACACAAGCUAUGGAAGAUUUCUUUAUCUGGGUCGAGGGUGAUUGGUGCUCCAGAGUAUUGCCAUGCAAAUUUCACCAAGUAUUUUUCUGAUGGGUUUUGGAAAGACUCUGAGCUCUCUAAAGUUUUUGAAGGGAAAAAGCCUUGUUAUUUCAAUACAGGUGUUAUGGUGAUGGAUUUGGUGAGGUGGAGAGAGGGUGAGUAUACGAAAAAGAUUGAGAAUUGGAUGGAGAUUCAGAAGGAGAGGAGGAUUUAUGAGCUGGGUUCUCUUCCACCAUUUUUACUGGUUUUUGGUGGAGAUGUUGAGGCCAUCCACCAUAGAUGGAACCAGCAUGGGCUUGGGGGAGGGAAGCCAUGGUCGAGGCUGGAUUUGGGAAUGCCUUGUCCAGUUGAUCUUCUGUGGGAGCCUUAUGAUCUCUACAAACACCAUCACCAUCAUCUUCACGAUCAGCAUCAUCUUCAACAUCACCACCACCUCCAAACACAACAAUUUUCAAUGUUGUAG